Messenger RNA from Ochlerotatus camptorhynchus, 1374 nucleotides. Its product is annotated as esterase B1-like. Lineage: Eukaryota; Metazoa; Arthropoda; Insecta; Diptera; Culicidae. The coding region runs from base 23 to 1249 and encodes 408 amino acids. The transcript is spliced from 4 exons. The record is from RefSeq and is a predicted model, not a curated record. Gene Ontology annotation, molecular function: hydrolase activity.
GUGAAUAAAAUUGUCAACCGCUAUGAAUGAAUUUAUCAUAGCAAUUUAUCGAUUGGUGAUUGGAACUGUGAAGUAUUUCUUAAAGAAUCGGAUCAUAAAAGUAUGGCCCACUUCUCUCAGACCAAUUGUGCAAGUGCGUCAAGGUCAGUUGCGUGGAAUAACGACGACCUUACCAAACGGAAGACCGUAUCAUUAUUUCAAAGGAAUUCCCUACGCUAAACCGCCUGUAGGAGACCUUAGAUUCAAACCACCUGUAGCAAUCGAUAAAUUUUAUACCUCCGUUGUUGAUUGUGCUGUAGAUAGAGAAGAGUUCAUACAAGCCAACAUGUACAUUCCGUUUAUAAUCAGAGGUUCAGAAAAAGCUCUGUAUCUGAACGUGUUCACCCCGAAAUUACCGGAUAAGUUCAACAGCAAUCCACAACUGCCGGUAAUGAUUUUCAUCCAUGGAGGAGGCUACAUUUAUGGAUCAGCGCUGACCUUUAUGCACGAUCCCGUCCAUCUAGUGCAGGAAGGAGUAAUUGUAGUGGUAAUGAAUUAUCGUCUUGGACCGUUUGGAUUUCUAAGUUUACCGAGCAUGGGAGUUGCUGGAAAUGCUGGAUUGAAAGAUCAGGCGAUGGCAUUCAAGUGGGUGAAAGAAAAUAUCAAUCUGUUUGGUGGUGAUCCCGGAAAUGUCACUAUUUACGGUAAUAGUGCUGGUAGCUGGUCAACGUAUUUGCAUUAUCUGUCGGUGAAUUCCAGAAAAUAUUUCAACCGUGCGAUUUGUCAGAGUGGAAUUGUGUGUACGAAAUCAUUUUUUCAAACAGAUCCGGAGCAAAAAGCUCGCAAGCUGGCAAAGAUUCUUGGCUACAAGGGAAAUUGUGAUCAAGGUGUUUACGAUACACUUAUGAAGGCACCAGCUCACUUGCUAGUAAAACAUCAACACGACGUUGCUAAUGAAGAUGAGAAAAAAUUAUCCAUGAAUUUUUUGUUCCGACCGGUCAUUGAACAAAUCGAGACGGAAGAUAGCAUAAUCACUACCACCCCAGAAGAGCUACUGAAGCAAUUCGAUACAAUUCAAACGCCGCUGAUCACUGGCUGUACCGACAGUGAGGGUAUUUUGCCAAUUCUAUUAAUACGUCGAAAAAACCAAACUAAAGCUUUCAGAAGAGAGCCAGAGCGGCUUGUGCCAUGUUUUCUACGAGAUGACCCAGCAUUGGAUUUGGCCGAGGUUGGAAAGCAAAUCAGACACUUUUAUUUUGGAUCCCGCUAACUCAACAAACACACUAAGCAAAGAAUGUGUGACCUAAUGUCCGAUAACGCAUUUAUUACGACCACGUUGAUUAAUGCAGAAUUGCUGGCUAAAUUUCAGCCCAGAGUGCAACACUUCCAUUAUCG